CGUGACGUCACAGGUAGGAAGCGCAAGCGGAAGUACUCGUCAAUCAGCUGUACAGGUGUAGUCUCCAAGCUGAGCUUGUCUGUCAUAAAACGCAGCUCCUCGUUCAAGAUGUUGAAGGCGGUUAUUUUAAUAGGAGGUCCUCAAAAAGGCACAAGGUUCAGGCCGCUGUCAUUUGAAGUGCCCAAACCAUUGUUCCCAGUAGCCGGUGUGCCCAUGCUCCAGCAUCACAUUGAAGCAUGUGCCAAGGUACCGAAUAUGAAGGAGAUUCUGCUCAUCGGCUUUUAUCAGCCAAAUGAAGAACUAACCAGAUUCUUAUGUAACGCACAGCAAGAGUUCAAAAUUUCUAUCAGGUAUCUGCAGGAGUAUGCAGCCCUGGGCACCGGAGGGGGUAUCUAUCACUUCAGAGAUCAGAUUGUCUCCGGCAGUCCAGAGGCUUUCUUUGUUCUGAAUGCUGAUGUUUGCUCAGCGUUUCCUCUCGCAGAGAUGCUGAGCUUCCAGAAGGAACAUGGAGAACCAAACAGCUUUGUUAUCCUCGGGACAACGGCAAACAGAAAACAAUCACUGAAUUACGGCUGUAUUGUUGAAAACGAGGAAACAAAUGAGGUCUUGCAUUAUGUGGAGAAGCCGAGCACAUUUGUGAGCGAUAUCAUAAACUGUGGCAUAUACCUCUUUAACCCAGACAUCUUCCAGCACAUCGGCGCCGUCUUCCAGAAAAACCAGCAGGACAUGUUGUUAUAUCCAUACGAUGGAGAGGAGCCAACCAACGGCUGGCACCGAGCAGAGGCCAUCAGGCUGGAGCAGGACAUUUUCACUGCCCUGGCAGGACAGGGAAAACUCUACGUGUAUAAAACCCUCAGCUUCUGGAGCCAGAUUAAAUCUGCAGGCUCUGCAAUUUAUGCCAGUCGGUUGUACCUCAACCAGUACCACACAACUCAUCCUGAGAGAUUGGCCUCAAAUAAGGAGGGAGGGCCCAAAAUAAGUGGUAAUGUCUAUAUUCACCCUACAGCCAACAUUGACCCCACUGCUACGUUGGGUCCCAAUGUCUCGAUUGGCACUGGAGUGACUAUCGGUGCUGGGGUCAGAGUUCGAGAAUCUGUCAUCCUUCAUGGUGCAACUCUACAGGAUCACUGCUGUGUGUUGAACAGCAUUGUGGGAUGGGACAGCACUAUUGGCAAGUGGGCAAGAGUAGAAGGAACCCCGAGCGACCCGAACCCCAACGAUCCCUUCGCGAAGAUCGACAGCGAGACCCUCUUCAGAGACGGAAAACUCACACCCUCAAUUACUAUUCUCGGUUGUAAUGUGACCAUCCCGUCCGAGGUGAUUAUACUCAACUCCAUCGUCCUCCCACACAAAGACCUCAACCGCGGCUUCAAAAAUCAAAUUAUUCUCUAGUUAAUCUUCCUCAUGCUGCUGUCCACUUACUGUCACUGAUGAAGGAUGCAGCUGGACGCGCGGUGGCACCGCCUCUGAGUUACUGUAUAUGAGGUGUCAAAAAUGAAGAUAUGGGACAUUCAUUAAAUAGUUUUGAAAGAUAGAUUUUUAUAUAUUUGUCCUCGAGCCUUUAUGCAUCAUUGAGUGUCAGCAACAUUAGAGAAAGGCUAAUCACGCGUGUUGAUUCACCUUGAAAAGUGCUGUCAUGCCAGAGGUUUAUAUUGGUUUUUUAUUAACUUUACCGAACUGUAAAAUUACUGCAGACACUAGUGUAAUUUAUAGUGUAAUAUAUUUGGUUGGAUGUAAUAUGUUGUGAAAAAAAGAAGUUUAUAGACAACCACGUUGUGUUUUCUCAAGGGCAUCCUUGACAAACUUGAGACUUGUUACUUCAGCGUGAAAAGAGGAAUUAUUAGAAAAUAAAAAUCCCUGGCUACCGAC
Molecule: messenger RNA, 1869 nt
Organism: Centropristis striata (black sea bass)
Lineage: Eukaryota; Metazoa; Chordata; Actinopteri; Perciformes; Serranidae
Gene: gmppaa
Product: GDP-mannose pyrophosphorylase Aa
Exons: 13
Coding region: 109-1392 (427 amino acids)
Biological process (GO): biosynthetic process
Cellular component (GO): cytoplasm
Molecular function (GO): transferase activity
Source: RefSeq, a predicted model, not a curated record